AAAAACCUUAUUCUGCAUAGUUAUGUCACAGGGCUUCGACAUGAAGGCUGUGGUACUUCUAGUGUCAUUAUGUGGUCUAGCGCAUGGACUUUAUCGAGUAGACCCCCUGGUUUCCAUCAAAGGGGGUCUGAUUAGAGGUCUCCUGUCUAGUGAGGGGUAUGCGCAAUUUUUGGGAGUGCCAUAUGCUGUUGUUGAUGAAAAUAAUCCUUUUGGGGCUUCAAUACCACAUCCUGGCUUUGACAGUGUCUUCGAAGCGUAUGAGUCAAACGUUUGCCCUCAAGUUAACAACAAUGUCGCCGUCGGUACUCUCGACUGCCUCACCUUGAACAUCUACGUGCCAAGUGUUGCCACCACCAAAAACCUCUUACCAGUCAUGGUUUGGAUUCAUGGAGGUCAAUUCUCUAAAGGCAGCGCUGAUAAUAGCGGCAGUUCUCCAAAGUUCUUAGUGAGAAAUGACGUCAUCGUUGUAGGAAUCAACUACAGACUUGGAGCUUACGGCUUUAUGUGCUUGGAUCACCCAGAUGUUCCUGGAAACCAAGGACUCAAAGACCAGGUCUUGGCUUUGAGGUGGAUCAAUGAAAACAUUGAAGCUUUCGGUGGAAAUCCUAAAGAAAUUACCAUAUUCGGUGAAAGUGCUGGAGGUAUGUCCGUCAACCUUCAUCUGCUAUCGUCUUACGAAAAGCUGUUCCAAAGAGCCAUCAUACAGAGUGGACCGGCUUAUACUCAUAUUUGGGCGGGAGAGCAUCAGAACCAAUUGCCUAUUAAACUAGCUGAAGAGUUAGAUUUCAAUACGACAGAUGUUAAUGAAGCUCUUGAAUAUCUUGCAACUAUUGAUGCACACACGUUGAUUAAAGCUGCCAAUGAUUUGAACAAAGGCUUCUCUUUCCAAGGCAACAAUAUUCUAACGGUGCCUUGCAUUGAAACUGAGUUUGAGGGCGUUGAUCAUUUCAUAACGGAACACCCAAGGAACAUUGUGUCACCAAAGUUGAAGAAUACACCAGUCAUUAUAGGUUACAACGACAAUGAAGCUGCCCCUGCAGCAGAAUUAUCAACUGACGAUUAUUACAAGACUUUUGAUUUUGGAGACCAUCUAAGUUUAGAAUUUAAUUUUGGUGAUGAGGCCGAUGAAGCUAAUGAUGUGGUCAAGCACUUUUAUAUUGGAGGAGAACCGAUUUCUGAAGAUGUAAAGUUAGACCUUGCAGACUUUGCAGCAGAUUUUCAUUUCGGGUAUCCAACUCAAAGAGUAGUAGACCAGCUCUUACAAAAUGGUGCUACCAAUGUGUACCGUUACGUAUUCUCAUACAGUGGAGGCAGAAAUAUCAUGAAGUUGGCACUUAACUUGACUUCGACGGGAGCUGCUCAUGCUGAUGAACUUGGUUACUUGUUUGAUUACGAAUACUUUGGAGAAGUGACUCCUGAAGAUCAGAUCGUCAUUGAUAGGAUGACUGCUAUUUGGACGUACUUUGCUAAGUUUGGAAACCCAACACCAGAGACAUCAGAACUUCUACCAGUCAAAUGGGAACCAGUGACAAAGAGAAACCAGCCUUAUCUAGACAUAAACCAAGACUUGUCUCUGGGAGCCAGGCCGUACCAUGAGAGGAUGGCUUUCUGGGACCUAUUCUACAAAUUGUAUGGAAAGUACCAAGUCUGAUCUCAAGGUAUACUCAUGAAGAUGAAGAAAAUGUUUCUUGUAGAUAAGUUGUAAGGCUAAAAAUAAAGAUUGCGAAAGAAAAGCAGAAUGCAAAAAAGAUGUAAAAUUAAUAAUGUGUAUUGUAUCAAAAUGCAACAAAUAACAUGAAUUGGCAUUUAAAA
Helicoverpa armigera (cotton bollworm) is the source of this 1812-nucleotide messenger RNA. Its product is annotated as acetylcholinesterase. NCBI's taxonomy places the organism in Eukaryota, Metazoa, Arthropoda, Insecta, Lepidoptera, Noctuidae. The transcript is spliced from 3 exons. The record is from RefSeq and is a predicted model, not a curated record. The coding region runs from base 23 to 1651 and encodes 542 amino acids.